Molecule: messenger RNA, 5352 nt
Organism: Psylliodes chrysocephalus
Lineage: Eukaryota; Metazoa; Arthropoda; Insecta; Coleoptera; Chrysomelidae
Source: the annotation of a GenBank genome assembly
AAAAUCUCUAAAGAUUAUCAAUCGUUAUCUUCAUCGAGUGUUAAAUUAAAGUGAUUGUGAUUUGUGAAUAUGGAACAGAGUUUUGUUUGUGCGCCCGAUGGAUAGCGUAAUAGCCACACAAGCGGCACAUUGCACAUUGUUUACAACAAACAGUUGUUCAUUUGGUAGUGUUGUUGAAUUGUCAGUGCUCCAAAAUUACUGUUUUUCCCGGAAUUAAUUGAACGUGUUGUGAUUGUGCGAUAAAGACUGAAGUUAUUUUAGUGAUUGUCGAGUUUCGAGUGUCCCUAGGCGACGGAAAAACUUUUUGGAUUAUCUUAUUUUCUCGAAACCUACACGAUUUUUAUGAGGGCAUGUAUUUAGGCAGCGUCCUGACAGCAACCACCAUUUCGUCGCCGUGGACUCCGGUCACAGGCCCGCAGGCCGACUCCAACGGCCCGGGCCCAGACACAAAGAAUCUCGAUGUUGGUGAUAUGAGUGACGAUGAAAAAGACAUGGCAGCCGCAGAUGCGGAAGGGGUUUGGAGUCCGGAUAUCGAACAAAGUUUUCAAGAAGCCCUAGCGAUAUACCCGCCCUGCGGACGACGGAAAAUCAUAUUAUCAGACGAAGGAAAAAUGUACGGACGAAAUGAACUAAUAGCAAGGUAUAUAAAAUUAAGGACUGGAAAGACAAGGACGAGAAAACAAGUUAGCUCACACAUACAAGUAUUAGCUAGGCGAAAAUUGCGGGAAAUUCAAGCAAAACUUAAAGUUGAUCACGUGGCCAAAGAAAAAACUCUCCAGACGAUGUCGAGCAUGUCGAGUGCACAGAUCGUAUCUGCUACUACUGCAAUGCACAGCAAGUCAGCAGGUCUCAAUAUUGGUCUAACACAUAACCCUGUUUCCUAUCCUGUAGCGCAAUUUUGGCAGCCUGGACUUCAACCUGGUACCUCUCAAGAGUUAGAAAAUGGGAGCCGAGUUGACUCUCGAAACGUUUCUGCAUUAGAUUUUAUCGUGAAACCAUUUGCGCAGGCAGCAUAUUCGGCGGGAAAACCAGCAACGGCAGUGUCGGCGGGAGAAGUUGGAGCCUUACAAUCAGCGCCGCCACCGGUGUGGGAAGGAAGAGCUAUAGCGACGCACAAAUUGAGGCUAGUCGAGUUUUCCGCUUUCAUGGAAUCACAAAAUAGAGACGAAGCAUAUCAGAAACACCUGUUCGUACACAUAGGAGGGCCAACACUCUCGUACUCAGAUCCCCUUUUGGAAGCGGUGGACGUUCGACAAAUAUACGAUAAAUUCCCGGAGAAGAAAGGUGGACUGAAAGAACUGUACGACAAAGGACCACAGAACGCGUUCUUCCUUGUUAAAUUCUGGGCGGAUUUAAAUUCUAAUAUACAAGAUGAGACUGGAGCAUUUUACGGCGUUACAAGCUCGUAUGAAAGCAACGAUAAUAUGACAAUUACCUGCUCCACAAAAGUUUGUUCUUUUGGGAAACAGGUGGUGGAGAAAGUGGAAACGGAAUAUGCUCGAUACGAAAAUGGACGUUUUGUAUAUAGAAUCCAUAGAAGUCCGAUGUGCGAGUAUAUGAUCAACUUUAUUCACAAAUUAAAACACCUCCCCGAAAAAUACAUGAUGAACAGUGUAUUAGAAAACUUUACAAUCUUACAGGUUGUAAGUAACAGAGACACACAAGAAACCCUAUUAUGUACUGCAUACGUAUUCGAAGUGUCAACUUCAGAGCAUGGAGCGCAACACCACAUCUAUAGGCUUGUGAAAGACUAGCAGGUUAUCGGUCUAACCAUAACCUAUCACUUCAGUGCCUACACUCUCACAAUACUAGUAUUAUUAUCAGUUACUUACUUUUUAAGAAGUACCUAGUUAAAGAAAGAUAAUGUAAAAAAAAUGCCAUUUCGAGGUAUUCGAAAGCUACCUUAAAUUUUCUGAUAUCAUCCCAAUUAAAAGUGAAGAAUUUUCUUACUCGAGAACACGCUUCAGCUUUGCUCGUGUUUUUUUAUCAAGAUUUUACAUUGUUGAGGGUAUUUUGGUGAUCUUUUAUGUUGGAUUGUUAAAAAGUUAGAAAUUUAUACGUUUCUAUCCAUUUUUAUCCAUUUGUGGCAUCUAAUGUUGCAGUUUACUUUAUUUAAAACAAUUAUAUUGCUAUUUUGUUGGAAUAAUAAAACUUAUAGUUAUCUUAUCAUUAAAAUGCUGUGAAACAUUCUAUAUAAAUUACUGCAAACAAAUAGUUUAUCAGCUUUAAUUAUUUUUAUAAAAACAUUAAGAAUGGGACAUACAAAAUGAAUUAAAAUGAAAACUAUCCACCUUUUAGUGUGAAUAUCUCGAAAACUAAUUAAAUUCCAAACAAGAGUACAUGAUUUAUUUAAAAACAUCAAAAAAUGUAAAAAUAUAGUCCAAAUAAGUUUUUGGACAGUGACGUAAAAUUUGGAGGGGAUGAAAGUGUAAUAUAUCCAUGUUUUAGGCUACUAGUAAAGUUUGUUUAACUGAUUUUUUGCUGUAAGGCGUAUCUUAUGACUCCAAAAAUGUUUACCGAAUUUAGUAAAAUUAUAUUAAAAAAUUAUGGCCAUUAAUUAUAUUUGAAUUUUCAAACUUUUGGAAACGAGUAACAUUUUACUGAAGCAUGUUUCAUUUAAUGGUCCCAUUCUUAACGAAACGCCUUGUAUUUUGACCGGGUAUAGAGGGACGAGACGAUAGGAAAUAGUCCGGACUCAUAAGAAUGAUUUGAUGUAUCUAUAGUACAGCAGUAAGUUAUUAAAUAAGUAAUAAAUUAUUUAUUAUGCAACUAUUAAAAAUUUGGGUCACAGGUAACAUUUAUUGGAAGCAUCAAGUUUUUAUAUCCAAAUUUAACAUACAAGAAAUCUUACAAUGAUUUGUCGGAUUGUAUAAAUUUCAUAUCUGGCCCCAUACUAUGUAGAGCGGCUUGCUUGACUGGUCCUUAAUUUUUACGUUAUUGCAGCGUAGCUGGCACUUUUGGACUUUUUGCAAAAAUAAAUUAUCUGACAUAUUAAACCUCUAGCCUUUUAUCAUUCUCUCAGAAAAUGGAAGAAUAUUACUUUAAUAGUAUUUAAGUCCAAAUAAACCAGUCUAUAUAAAAAUAGUAGAGAAAGGUCGGGAAAAGCUGACGUUUCAAAAUAUUCUGUAAUCUUGUGACUGCACUCAGAAAAUUUAACAUAUAUGUCCUAUUGGUAGCUAUAUCAAACACGUUUCGAGUAUUAAGAACCUUUCAGUCCAAUGUUACUUAAAUGAAAAAAUCUGAGGAGGUGCAAAUUUCACUUUGCUCCCUAUGUUGGUUUUAAUCAGUGGAAUGUAAAAUGAUUGUUUCUGCAUUUGCCAAACACGAUAAAACUUCGAAUUGGAAGUGAUUGUACACGUAAUUUUACGUACUAACUAGACACGUAAUUCGACCGCCUAUUAUCACGUUUAAUUUAUUUAAAAGUUUAUAGAGAAGAAAUUGUUUAUUAUUUUAAAACUUUCAACUGUCAACUGUCAAGAUUAAUGAACUGUCUGUCAUAUGUCAAUAUUGUCAUUGGAUCUGAUUUUCCAGGACCCUCUCCUUAUCCACCUUCUUUAUUUAGAUAAUUGUAUAUUAGGCGCACCAUCGUACAAUAACCAUAUUUAUUGACGAAUGUGAAGGGAAACAUCCUCGAGUAAUAUCAGUAAAUGAUUUUCAAGAAAAUACAAAUAUAGUGCACCAUUUACUCGUCCAUUAAAAAAGUGUGGCGCUAUGACAUAAUUAUCCAAACAUUCAAUGACCAUCUCGUUUGGUUAUAGUAGAGUAAUAGUGGAAGUUAUGCCUAUUUAAACAUCCAUUUUUAGGUUUCCGUACCCGAAGGGUAACCAACAACGGCAACAACGAUGUUAUGUUAUGUUGAGAAUGGGGUGUUAAUACACUGCGACCUAAAAGAUCUAUUGUGUCUCCUUCUGUCACCACUGCACUAAGGAAAUGUCUCAAUGCCUAUAGCGACCCUUCCAAUCCUAUUUUCUCAAGGAAGUGUAGGAUUUGAAGUGGCUUCAAGUUAGGUAAAUCUCCCUCUUCUAUUUGAUAUCCUCCUAGAUAUAGUGCCCUUUGAUUCUGGAGUGCUACACAUUCAGUUAGGAUGUGAAUGGAGGUUUCGUCCUCCUCCUCACACAAUCUGCACUCACUAUCCUCUACUACUCUCAAUUUACUUAGGUGUCCUUUUAGUCGGCAAUGCCCGGUAAGGAUCCCUGUUACAAUACGUAGCCUGUUCUUGCUCAGGCAGAUGCAGGCUUCCGAUCUUUUCUGGUUAUAUUCACCCAAAAGUAUUUUGGCCUGUCUCAGCCCCAAGAGAUUGUUCCAAUUAUCAGUUCUUCUACUGCCCAAUUCUUUUUUAAUCUCUUCUAAUAUUAUGUUACUGCUGAUACCGAAGAACGGCUCAGGUCCUACAAAUGGUGUUUGAGCCCCUUUCCUUGCAAGACUAUCUGCAAUCUCGUUAUCCUGUACCUCGUUAUGUCGCCUAGCUCAUUCAAUUGUUCUAGGCAUCUCCAGACUAUUUUUGAGCUGAUUACGUAAGAGCUCAGCUCUUCGAUGGCUGCUUGACUAUUGGACAUGAUGAUAAUCUCUUGUCUAUGAUAGUUUCUCUCGAUGUUAAACUGGAUACACUUCUCGAUGGCGUGAAUUUCCGCCUGGAAGAUGCUUGGGUAUUUUUCCAAGCUUUCAGAGUGCUUGGUUCUCGGCCCAUACACUCCUAUUCCAGUUACUCUUAUGGUUUUGGAACCGUCCGUAUACCACUGAAUAGCACGUCUUUCGGUUGCAAGCGCGAUGGAUUCUUGGCUCCAUUCUUUCUUGCAGCCCAGCUCUGUGGUUUUGAAGUUUUUCACAAAACUUUACUUCUUUUACAUUUCAUCCUGGGGCAUGUCCCAGGUAUCUUUAGUCCUGAAGCAAGUAGACUUUCGUCUGAUUACUCCGUUUCUGAUCAUUCUAUAUCGUGUCCUUUUUGCCACAUUCUCUAUCAUUAAAUGUAGAGGGGUGAGGUUUAAGAUCACCUCCAUUGCGGCCGUAGAACAGGUUCUCAUUGCACCAGUAAUGCAAACACAGGCUAGUCUUUGUACUUUUGAGAUAUUAGCUCUCGUAGUAGCUAGACUCGUUCUGUUACUCUAGGCUAUAGCCCCGUAAGUGAUGAUUGGUCUCACUAUUGCAGUAUACAUCCAUCGUAGUAUGUUUGGGUUACAUCCCCAUCGUUUACCUGCAAUGUUUCUGCAUACCAUUAGGGCUUUUGUGGCUUUAUUUACUACUUCUCAUGUGUGUUCCAGGGUUAGGGUUAGGCCUAGAUAUUUGACUUCAUUUUUCCAUGCUAUAUCUAUCCCGUCUAAUUUAAUGGUUUUUGAGAUUAAGUUUUCUUUUCCU